AUGGGAGACAUUUCAUCUCCGCAGACUACUUCUACGCAAAUGGCUGAGCAACCAGCCGACAAAAUCACAACCUCAGGACUGGACGCCUCCACCCAAAAGUCUUCUCCAGCAGCAGUAUCCUCGCGCCGGCAUCCUCCCAUUCUUCGACAAUCUUCGUAUGGACAAACUGGUCCGCCUUUUCCUGAACAAUUCGACAGAAGAAACGUUGCCUCACCCCCAAUAGGCGAUUCUGGGCCUUUCAACAUGGCACCGAUGGCUAGUGCACUGCCUCACGGAGGCUACCAACACCCAGCUCCUCCAGGGGUUUAUCGGCAGUACAGCCAGCAGACUUCGCCGCCAGUCAUGCAGCACAUGCCUCACAACCCGUACGCCAGCCAUCAUCCCGCAUCAAUGAUGCUUCCGGGCUAUUACAUGCAGCAGCCACAAAUGCAUCAAUAUUACGCGGCAAACGGUCCCCCAGGUCACCACGCACCGCACUCGAUGCAAGGUCGAGACAAUUCUGGCUACUAUCCAGUGCCAUUCGUCAUGGACCACCCGCAAUCUCCUGGAUAUUACCCGCAACCACCUCAGUUCCCUGAGCCUAGUCGUCAGCGACCCGACUACAUGAUGAACCGGCAAAACAGCCAAGGACACAUUCCACAUGAAGGCAGGAAUCCACCUCGAAGACCGUCAAACAGGACAACCCGAUCUUUUCGAGAUCAGACACCACCAUCAGUUGACACCAAACGUCAACAACAAAACAUGGUCCGUGGACCACCACGCAAACCUCAUCAAAGUGGCCACGCCAUAUGGAUUGGAAACCUCCCACCACAGACUGAGCUGAUGGACCUUGUGCAUCACGUUUGCGAACUAGCUCCAGGACUUCAGUCCCUGUUUUUGAUUUCCAAGAGCAACUGUGCGUUUGCAAACUUCAAAGAGGAGAUAACCUCUGUUGAAGCUCAAAAGGCUAUUCAUGAAUCCAAGUUCCAGUCAGUGCGAUUGGUAUGUCGACUUCGAAAGAACACCGCGGAAGCAACAGCAGAGAGCCCGAUCGUCAUUGCUGCUGGAACAAGCAACCCUUCAUCGCCGACACUUGCCGACGACCCACCUGAAGAUGCCAAAUCCCCUACAUUGGAAAAGCUGGACCCCCUUGAAGCCUCUGUUGUACGAAUGGACCGAAAGGAUGCCAACGGAAACGCCCACCGAGAUCGAUUCUUCGUUCUUAAGAGCCUCACCCGCGAAGAUCUAGAGCAGAGCGUCAAAACUAGCAUCUGGGCUACUCAGUCACAUAACGAGAAACUUUUGAACAAUGCCUUUCAGACCACUGACAACGUCUACCUGGUAUUUUCGGCCAACAAGUCUGGAGAGUAUUUCGGAUUUGCUAGAAUGACGUCGGAAAUCAAUCAAGAUCCAGACGCCGCAAUUCAAUUCGCGCCGCAAAACCAAACAGCCGACGAAAGCGACCUACCACAAGCCGUCACGACUGAAGCGAAAGAUGGCAUUCCAAAGGGCCGCAUCAUUGACGACUCUGCGCGAGGAACAAUGUUUUGGGAAAUUGAGGGGAAUGAAAAUGAGGGCGAUUUUGAGGACGAGACCGACACUCCGAGCAACAAGGAAGCAGAAGAGGCGGACGAGGAUAUGCAGACACGGGGUAAACCGUUUAACCUCCAGUGGCUCUCCAUUGCCCCGUUGCCAUUUUACCGGACCCGAGGACUACGCAAUCCUUGGAACUCGAACCGCGAAGUCAAAAUCGCCAGGGAUGGAACAGAGCUCGAGCCUUCAGUUGGGCGCCGGCUGAUUAGCUUAAUGAAUCACAGCUCUAACCCUGGGCAGCCGUCACGUUUUCCGAACGACCCGAGGGGUGCUCCUGCAUUCUUUGACACUGGAGGGCGUCAAUAA
Messenger RNA from Akanthomyces muscarius, 1878 nucleotides. RefSeq lists its product as uncharacterized. Bases 1 to 1878 code for a protein of 625 amino acids. Gene Ontology annotation, biological process: regulation of alternative mRNA splicing, via spliceosome; mRNA splicing, via spliceosome. Gene Ontology annotation, cellular component: nucleoplasm. The record is from RefSeq and is a predicted model, not a curated record. Gene Ontology annotation, molecular function: N6-methyladenosine-containing RNA reader activity; mRNA binding. Lineage: Eukaryota; Fungi; Ascomycota; Sordariomycetes; Hypocreales; Cordycipitaceae. The transcript has 4 exons.